Messenger RNA from Menidia menidia (Atlantic silverside), 3636 nucleotides. The record is from the annotation of a GenBank genome assembly. NCBI's taxonomy places the organism in Eukaryota, Metazoa, Chordata, Actinopteri, Atheriniformes, Atherinopsidae.
GCCACUAUCGGAAACAAAAACACCGGUCACGUCGCAAUCUUAUGUGCGCAAAUAUAGAGCUUAAACCUUUCCAUUUGACGACAUGUUAACUUAACUUCAACUCAGUGUAAUACGAAUUUAGAUAUUUAUCUGUAGCUUUACAGAGCAAUUUCUAGUUUAGCGUUGCACAUGUGUGCAUGCUAACGUUAGCUCGCUAGUAUAGCAACUUAUCGGUGUAAAUUCUCAGUAUUUUUCUGGGAGGUAAAAUGUUUGCCGAGCACAGGACAAGUUGGAUACUGACUGGGACUGUGGUAGCCUCCGUGGUUGGUCUGUAUGUUCCCUGUGUGCAGAGGACUGUCCCCGGCGGAGACUCAGGAGAGCUGAUCACCACUGCAUGUGAGCUGGGGGUGGCUCAUCCUCCCGGAUAUCCAAUAUUCACCCUCCUGUCUCGCCUGGCUGUGUGUCUAGUGCCCUCAUCGUCUCCAGCCUACAGUGUCAAUCUGAUGAGUAGCCUCCUGGGGGCUGCCGCUUGUGGCUGUCUCUGCCUAACUGUCUGCAGGUUGGCGGGUCCAGAUCCAGGGGCAGUGCUGGCUGGAGGGCUGUUUGCCGUGUCCAGGCUCAGCUGGCAGUGGUCGGUUGUGGCAGAGGUCUUCACCCUCAACAACCUUUUUGUGGGCCUUCUUUUCUUCUUGACAACCUGCUUCCACUGCGCUGAAAGCUCCACCCAGAGGAGGAAGAUUGCUCACUGGGGGGCAUUGUGCUGUGGCUUGGGCCUCUGUAACCAGCACACACUUGUGCUUUAUGUACUGGUCAUCAUUCCAUGGGUCCUUUAUCGUCUCUAUUCUCUGAAGGAGCUGUCUUUGCAUGAACUUCUAUCUCUGGGACUGUGUUUUCUUGGCGGAUUUUUGCCGUAUAUCUACUUACCCAUCUCAUCCUACCUCAACACUGCCCGCUGGAGCUGGGGGGACCAGACCACCCUGUCAGGUCUGCUGACCCACCUGCUGAGAGCCGAAUACGGCACGUUCAGCCUAGCAAAGACAGAAAGCUCCGUGAGCCUGGCUGCUAUGCUGCAGGCCCAGCUGGACCACUGCCUGGCAGAACUUUCGCUCCCUGUUUUGGUACUCGCAGGGAUCGGCGUCCUCCUCUCCUCGUGGGACAGGAAGUGUCGCUCACUGUCCUGGCUGUUGACGGCCAUGCUGUUGGUCUAUUCUCUGUUUUUUGCUUGGAGAGCCAACCUGGACAUUAGCAGACCGUUACUGCUUGGAGUGGUUGAGCGGUUUUGGCUCCAGAGCGACGCUGCAGUGUGUGUGCUGGCCGGCCUCGGCUUGAGCCGGACUCACACUGAGCUGGAAAGAAGGCUGGGAUAUGGAGGGGUGUGGAAGACCACAGGCUGGGCCUUCACUGUGGCUCUGCUUGCACAUAUGGUGCACACCAAUCACAGGGACUGCGACCAGAGCACGAACAGUGUGGUGGAGAGGUUUGGCAGGGAGCUUCUGACCUCCGUCCCAAAUGACUCCAUCAUCCUUACAAGAGGAGACCUGCCCGGAAACUCCAUGCGUUACUUGCACUACUGCCAGGGCGUGCGGCCUGAUGUGCGCCUGGUCGACCAAGAGAUGAUGACAUAUUCUUGGUAUGUGGCAAAGCUGGAAUCGCACCUCCCUGGAGUCCAUUUUCCCGGCGGAAGGUGGGACCCGGUUCACUCUGAGGAGAAAGAUGCCUUCAGUCUUGAGCAAUUCCUGUCCCACAACACACAGAGGGACGUGAUUACCUGCAUCGGGCUGUCUGAUGGAGACUCCACCUGGCAGCAGAGUUUCAGCCGCUGGCCCCUGGGAGUGUGCGACUACCUGGUGCCUGUUAGGAGGCAGUUUCACCCAGAACAGUGGGCUCAGCAAACUAGAAACAUCUACAACUGGAGCGAGCCGAACAACAGUUUCCAUCCUGCAUCCUGGGAGCGUGUUGCUAAUGAGGAGAUGUGGCAAGCCAGGAUGAAGACGGCUUUCUUUCUGUUUGACCUGGCAGAAAGGAUAGAGGGAGAAGGGAAAGCUCGCCUCUUUGAGUUGUCUUUCACUCUGUAUAAAGAGCUCGUAGAGGCCCACUCGGACUACCCUCCAAACUGGGACAAGAACCUGGCCCUGGCGUGCGAGAGGCUGCUCCGCUCAGGUCACCGGGGCUACAGUCCAGACAGCCUCCUGACCUGCUGUGUCCAGCACUUCAGUCUGUACUUAGAGAAGGACCCCACUGACCCGCAGGCUCCGGCCAUACGCUCGGCAGUAACCCACCUGCUCAGCGAGAGAGACAGACUCCGUCAGAGCCGGAAGCAAACCCCUUGAUAAGAUCCACAAAGACCCACACGGGGCUUACGCUCUGUUACAUGACCAACCAAAGUACAGUGCCAUCAGAGUCAAGCCUCAGCCGAUGUGCCUUUUCUCGCGGGUGUAAAUUGGAGCACCAAUGGGAUACAAAAUGGUCCAGUAGACCAGACUGGACGUCAGCUGUACUUGUUUGGAUUCAGGUUUAUUGUUGACCAGCCGAGAAGCACAGUUUAUUUAACUUCAGUUAGCUUUUUCUGUCCUCAGUAAAGCUCCGCAUGCUCCCCUUAAACUCACCCAUUCAGUUUAUCUUUACAUCUCAUUCUCUUUUCUCCCCCAUUCUGCUCUCAGAGCUUUUAACGUGGUGAUUAUUUUUGCCUUAGCCUGCGCUCCAGUUCUCUGUUUCUCACAUUAGGAUGGCAAGGCUGAGAUUGAGGGAAACCCAAUUUGGGGGCAGAAAUGGGGGAUUAGAGCGGCUGCUUAAUCUAGGACAGACUUGCUCGGUGCCACGCGGCUUUCUCUCCACAUUACCAGCACUACACACCCACCUCUCUAUCCCUCCAUCAGUCUAUCUUGGAUGGUCCUUUAAAUGUUUAAAACUAAUGGAUUUGAUGAGUGUUUUUUUUACUCUCUUCUUUCCUAACAGGAGGGCUAUAAUCCCUCAUGGAUUUAAAUGAAAUGUGAAAUGUCACAAUGCCAGGGACCCUUUUAGAGGUGUGUUUCUGUGUGCUUGUGUGUUGAUUUUUGUUUGUGUGCAUAUGCUUAAAUCUCCACUCAAGCUUUUUUUCACCCCCGUUAGAGACUCACAUAAACAUGUUCGAUUAAAAACACGGGCACAAUGAAAGGCAAAAUGCUUUGAAAGGCACAGACUCAUGCAAACUCAGCAACGCUUAAAGACCACUGGCUCCCAACUUCCAGGAAAAAGGACUUUUGGCCUUUUGAGUGUUGGAGAGAGGAUUUGAAGAGACCAAAGAAAAAAACGACUUUGGGUGACUUUGACAUGUUCUCUGCGACUGACACCUCAAUCACAGUCCGCUUUUUUUUCUUUAAAUGUUUGUGUUAAUGAACUCAUUGCCAUGAAUUUUCUCCAAGGAAAGGUCCAACCCGCAUUUUUCCGUUAUAAAACAAGAAGCCUGCUGUUUGAGAUACGACUCCAAAGCAAAGGACAGAAAGCGUGUGCGUAUUUUUCUCAGAAUGUAAUCUGUCCUCUCUGUUUGACGGCUCGGGCAGUGGCUGUCAGCUGGCCGGAUGAUGAGGUCUGACCUGCUGUAGCACAGAUGGUUUGGUGUCUCAUGAAAAAGCCAAAACUGUCACUCGGCUGUCUCCAGAUUAAACUAUUUUGAUAAAG